AUGGUAAGGAGGUCUCAGGGAGUGAUCCGAGCGAGUGCUGCGGGAGCGGUUGAGGUCUCUCGAGAAAGCUCUCUGCUUAGCUCUGCACCACCCAGGGCGCCACAGUCUCCAAAAUCCAAUAGCCCACGUGGAUCACCCCCUGACCCCCAGUCACCCUUCCUCCCGCCUCAGGCGCCCCCCGAGCAGCCUACGACCCAGAAACGCAAACAGCGGCAGCCAGCAGAGAACACCGCACUAAGGCGUUCUACACGCCCACGGAAGAAUGUCCAGUACAAGGUGUGA
Messenger RNA from Aspergillus udagawae, 282 nucleotides. RefSeq lists its product as uncharacterized. NCBI's taxonomy places the organism in Eukaryota, Fungi, Ascomycota, Eurotiomycetes, Eurotiales, Aspergillaceae. The transcript is spliced from 2 exons. The record is from RefSeq and is a predicted model, not a curated record. Bases 1 to 282 code for a protein of 93 amino acids.